Messenger RNA from Camelus dromedarius (Arabian camel), 1280 nucleotides. RefSeq names its product zinc finger protein 426. The coding region runs from base 32 to 358 and encodes 108 amino acids. The transcript has 5 exons. Gene Ontology annotation, biological process: regulation of DNA-templated transcription. The record is from RefSeq and is a predicted model, not a curated record. Lineage: Eukaryota; Metazoa; Chordata; Mammalia; Artiodactyla; Camelidae.
CCUUCCUGAAGAAAAGAUAGAGGGAGAAAGGAUGGUGACUGAGUGUUUGACAAAUUGUUCUCAGGAUGCUGUGACCUUUGGCGAUGUGGCUGUCAACUUCACCCAAGAGGAGUGGACUUUACUGGACCUAUCUCAGAGAAACCUGUACAGAGAUGUGAUGCUGGAGAACUACAAGAACCUGAUCACCACGGGCUAUAAGUCGUUCAAACCGGCUCUGAUCUCUUGGUUGGAACAAGGAGAGUUUAGGACAGUGGAGAGAGGAGCCCUCCAAGAAUGGGAAAUGAAUCAAAAAGUCAAAGACUCCUCAAUUCAGCAGGAUAUUUUAGGGGCAGAAACACCCAAUGGGACAGAAAUGUGAAGAAUGGCAAGAAACCACAAUGGACUGGAACUCUAUGACUGUAAGCAGAGUGGGAAAGACUUUAGUGAACAUUUGUGCCUUAAGACACACAAGAGAACUCAAAAUGAAGGGGACACUUAUGAGGAUAAUCAGUGUGGAAAGAGCUUCCUUACUGUGCAGAAGAAACCCUCUACUGGAGAGAAACAUCCUGUGUUUGUUCAGUGUGGAAAAGCCAUCAGUGUGACUCCAAAUAUUGUGUAUGGGAAAACUAGCACAUCAGAGAAAGCCUUCAAGGCAGUGAUGGUGGGAAUGCCUUUGUUAAUGAGUCUUACCUUCAGGCACAAACGAGAACUCAACAAUAGAGAAAAACUCUUGUGAAUGGAAGGAUUAUGGGAAAGCUUCUGUUCACUCCACUUGCCUUGGUAUACAUGUGCAAACUCGCAGUGCUACCAAACAUGAAUGUAACGAAUGUGGGAAAGCUUAUGCUGCAUCCUCAGGCCUUAGGAGACAUAUAAAAACUCACACUAGGGAGAAGCAUUUUAAAUGUGACAAAUGUGGGAAGGCCUUUGCAACGUCCUCAUAUCUUAUUAAUCACUUUGGGACUCACACGGGAGAGAAGCCUUUUGAGUGUGAUGAAUGUGGGAAAGCUUUUGCCAGGUCUUCACACAGUAUCACUCACGUGUGUGUUCAUUCUAGAGGGAAACCUUAUAAAUGUACAGAAUGUGGGAAAGCCUUCCCUUUUCCUGAAAGCCUACACAAACAUGUAAGUAGGUAUACUGGAGAGAAACCCUAUAAAUGUAAGGAAAGUGGGAAAGCCUUCAUUACUACUUAUCAUCUUAGUAGACACUUAAAAAGUCACACACUGGAGAGAAGAUCUUUGAAUGUACGGCAUGUGGGAAAUCCUGUCGCAAGUUCUUGAUGUCUUAAAAAUCACAUUCAAAUU